CAAUCAUGAAUCAGGUAAUGCAGUUGGUUAAGCCAAAUUGGCAGUUUGUAAAGGACUCUAUUUGGCUGGUUCAAAGAUGCCCCAAACCUGAUAGAAAAGAACUUCAAAAGAUUGCCAUGGCAACAGUGAUAGGAUUUGCUAUGAUGGGAUUCGUUGGCUUCUUUGUGAAACUGAUCCAUAUCCCUAUUAAUAACAUUAUUGUUAGUGCCUGAAUACGUUUUCAAGAGUGUUUUUCAUUUUAGAGACUGGUGAAAAACUGAGGAUUUGAGAAGUUCAUGGAAUAAAAAUUUGCCUAUAUAUUUUGUCAUUUUUUUCUUCCAAGAUGUUUCUUAUUUCUAAAUUAAAAUAAUUUCAAAGUUAAAAAAAA
Messenger RNA from Otolemur garnettii (small-eared galago), 367 nucleotides. Its product is annotated as protein transport protein Sec61 subunit gamma-like. The transcript has a single exon. Gene Ontology annotation, molecular function: transmembrane protein transporter activity. Lineage: Eukaryota; Metazoa; Chordata; Mammalia; Primates; Galagidae. Gene Ontology annotation, cellular component: membrane; Ssh1 translocon complex. Gene Ontology annotation, biological process: post-translational protein targeting to membrane, translocation; protein targeting. The record is from RefSeq and is a predicted model, not a curated record. Bases 6 to 212 code for a protein of 68 amino acids.